AUGGAGUUAAAUUUUAUUACAAACCUUAUAAAACACGAUGUGAACCAUAAUGUGAAACAGUGUUUUAAAAAUAAAAAGCCAUUUGUCAAUAGAAAGGAAGAAGUGAUGGCAAUUAAAAAGAAAUAUCCUACAAAAAUACCGCUCAUCGUGGAAAGAUAUCAGAAAGAAAAGAAUCUACCAACUUUGGAGAAAAACAAGUUUUUAGUUCCGGAAGAUAUUACAAUGUCGCAAUUCCUAGUAAUUAUACGUAACAGAAUUAGGAUAAAACCAAGUCAGGCACUGUAUCUAAUAAUCAAUAAUAGAUCAAUGCUCAGCAUGAGUCUCACGAUGCUUCAGGCGUACGAACAAUAUGCAGAUGAAGACGGUUUUCUUUACAUCACAUAUGCAUCUCAUGAAAUUUUUGGGUACCAAGAUGAUAUGACCGGCUCUAAUAAGGAAGUCAAAGUGAUAAGAGAUAGAUUUCCCAAUAAAAUUCCGUUGUACGUGGAGAGAUAUGCAAGAGAAAAAGAAGUUCCAAUUUUGGGCAGAAACAAGUUUCUCGUGCCUCAAGAACUCACUAUGUCCCAGUUCCUUUACAUCAUACGCACCAAGAUGAAACUCAGAGAUUCUCAGGCAUUGUAUCUGCUGGUAAACGACAAAGUCCUAGUGAGCCACAGCAUGACGAUGGCUCAAGCGUACGAGCAAUUUCGGAGCUCCGAUGGAUUCUUACACAUCACAUACGCAGCACAACAGGUCUUUGGU
Molecule: messenger RNA, 741 nt
Organism: Brenthis ino (lesser marbled fritillary)
Lineage: Eukaryota; Metazoa; Arthropoda; Insecta; Lepidoptera; Nymphalidae
Source: the annotation of a GenBank genome assembly